Molecule: messenger RNA, 1065 nt
Organism: Raphanus sativus (radish)
Lineage: Eukaryota; Viridiplantae; Streptophyta; Magnoliopsida; Brassicales; Brassicaceae
Product: acid phosphatase 1
Exons: 3
Coding region: 53-874 (273 amino acids)
Molecular function (GO): acid phosphatase activity
Source: RefSeq, a predicted model, not a curated record
CAUAUUACAGACAGAUAGCCAAACACAAGAAAAUAAUUCUUAUCUUAACAACAUGGCUAGAUCCUUGGUGCUCUCGCUAACCCUCUCAUUUCUUUUCAUCGGAAUGGUCUCAGCUCGUGACUGGAACAUCCUAAACCAGUUCAAAGGACUCAAGUCAACCACAACCACCACUAGCCAAAAGGGGAUCGCCACAUUGAAAGAUCCAAACCUAACCGGAUACUGCGAGAGCUGGAGAAUCAACGUGGAGCUUCACAACAUUAGAGACUUCACCGUUGUGCCACAGGAGUGUGUGUGGUUCGUCCAAAAGUACAUGACAUCCUCUCAGUACGAAGAUGACGUGGAGAGAGCCGUUGAUGAAGCCAUCCUCUACCUCGGAAAAACUUGUUGCGAGAAGAAGAAAUGUGAUGGCAUGGAUGCUUGGAUCUUUGACAUUGAUGACACUCUUCUCUCCACCAUUCCUUACCACAAGAGCAACGGCUGCUUCGGUGGUGAGCAACUAAACACGACCAAGUUCGAGGAAUGGCAAAGUUGGGGAAAGGCACCAGCGGUUCCAAACAUGGUGAAGUUAUUCCAUGAGAUCAGAGAGAGAGGUUUCAAGAUCUUUUUGGUUUCUUCUCGCAAAGAGUACCUCAGAUCCGCCACGGUCGAGAACCUUAUUGAAGCCGGUUACCACGGCUGGUCUAACCUCCUCCUCAGGAGUGGAGAGGAUGAGAAGAAGAGUGUGACCCAAUACAAAGCAGAUUUGAGGACAUGGCUUACAAGUCUUGGAUACAAAGUUUGGGGAGUGAUGGGUGCGCAAUGGAACAGCUUCGCAGGUUGCCCAGUUCCCAAGAGAACCUUCAAGCUCCCUAACUCCAUCUACUAUGUCGCUUGAUCAAAGCAUAUAUACUACUCUAACCAAAGAAAAUAAGAUCAGAGUUCCAUCUGAAUCUUGAGUCUGUUGAUUAUCUCGCUUUUUUUGUUUCUUCCAUUUCUGGUGGUUUAUAUAACCAACUCAAAUGCUUAUGCGUGAUAUAUGAACCACGAAUCAUCUUUGUUUCCUGUUGAUUUCACCUUUUUGUAGUA